This is a messenger RNA of Drosophila subobscura, 1129 nucleotides long. RefSeq lists its product as uncharacterized. The record is from RefSeq and is a predicted model, not a curated record. Bases 56 to 1114 code for a protein of 352 amino acids. The transcript has a single exon. NCBI's taxonomy places the organism in Eukaryota, Metazoa, Arthropoda, Insecta, Diptera, Drosophilidae.
UCAGUGUGUUGGUUGAGGCAACUGGGGGGUACGGGCACUGACACUGACAGGCAACAUGUCAAGUAACAAAAAUAAAUCCGUCUCUAGCCCGUUUCCCCAGCGGGUGUCCACAGCGCAGCAAACGGAUUUGACCUCAAGACCGGACGAGUACGACGAUGAUUCAGUGUUUGACCCGCAUACUCCCAGCCCUCACGAGGACAUCCUGUAUGAUGACGAUCCAUACAACAACGAGCCGUAUCGCAGCCCGGAAGAGCUGCGAACAUAUGACGAGAUCAACUAUCCGGAAGAAAUUAGAGAACGAAGUGUUAAUCCCUACAGGGACACUCUUUACGAGAUUCAAACGGAGACGGUGUACGUCGACACGGGUCCAGAACAACCCAAAACAAUUCUAACAGGUGCCAGGGGACCCUCUAGGCUGGCCUUUCGAUGCUACGUGUAUAUCCUCAUCAUCGCCCAAGUGGGUCUGGCCUCGUUGCAAUGGAUGUUCGCCACGUACGCCUGGAAGCCCAUGCUGCAACCCAUCGAACGAAACAUGAAUUUGCUGCUCCUGUUCCUGGCGUGGCUCAACCUCACCCUGGGCUUUUUCGGCUUCCGGCGGCUGCAGUUCACGUUCCCCCUUAACUGGAUAAUCUUUGUCUGCAUCUUCGAGAGCCUCACCCUGGCGGUCAUGUGCCUCAGCGCCAGCGAGCUAACGCUCACAUGGCCCUACCUUGUGGCCGGCAUUGCUGUGCUGUUUAUCUACACCCUCCUGGGUCUCUGGGUGCCGAGAAUGCUAACCGCCGACCUCUGGAUUCUGAUAUUUGUGAGCAUCACGGUGCUGAGUGUCUCCAUUAUUACGCUCGCCGCGGCUCUUGCCAUGCACCACUAUGUGCCUCUGAGCUUGUGCUUGAUCAUCUUCGGACCUUGGGCCAUGUACAACUCUCAAAAAGUGCACGUAAAAAAGCGAUCCGGCUUCACCACACACCAGUACCUGGAUGCAGCCGCCAAGGUGUACAUUAAUUUUGCCAUGACAGUCGGAUGUAUUGUCUGCAUGAGCCACAUGUCCAUCUACUAUUUGGAGGCCGACGAAUGCCGCAACAAAUGGUUCUGUCCAAGACAAUCGAUGAUGCCCUAAGACUGCUGUAUUUCU